AGGAUGUUGUCCCCCCAAAAAAACCCUACCACCUGGGCGGGGCGGCAGGAGGGAUGGAGAGCUCCCUUAGGAAAGUGGUCUCUGCGCUUCUUUCUCUGGCCUCUUCCCCAACUCCCCACCGCCCCCUGAGCUCCCCCCGCAGCCAGCUCAGCUUCCCCAGCCCCCAUUCCACGUAGACUGCUUUGGGGGAAGGGGGGUUGCACUGACAGGAAGGGGGGGAGCCAGCGCUGGGCGAAGGAGAAGCUGGAGGAGGAGGAGGCGGAGAAGGCGGCUUGGUCUCUCUCGCUCUCAGCCAAACCAGCUCCAGGCACCAUGUCCCCCUGGGGCUCCCUCAUCCGCAUCCUCCCCCUAUUCCCCAUCCUGCUCCUGCUGCUGCAGGCCUCGGGAAGAGCUCUGGGCCGGGCCAGUCCGGGCGGAGGGCCCUUAGAAGAUGUGGUCAUUGAGAGGUACCACGUACCCCGAGCCUGUCCUCGAGAGGUGCAGAUGGGGGACUUCAUCCGCUACCACUACAAUGGCACCUUUGAGGAUGGCAAGAAGUUUGAUUCCAGCUAUGAUCGUAGAGUGACAGUAGCAGGUGUGGUGGGUGUGGGCCGGCUCAUCACUGGCAUGGACCGAGGGCUCAUGGGAAUGUGUGUCAAUGAACGAAGACGCCUCAUCGUGCCUCCACACCUUGGCUAUGGCAGCAUCGGAGUUGCUGGGCUGAUCCCUCCUGACUCCACACUGUACUUUGACGUUGUCCUGCUGGAUGUAUGGAACAAGGAAGACUCAGUGCAGGUGAACACUCUCCUUAGACCACCAAAUUGUCCCCGCAUGGUCCAGGACAGUGACUUUGUCCGCUACCACUACAAUGGCACAUUACUGGAUGGAACAGCUUUUGACUCCAGCUACAGCAGGAGUAGCACUUAUGACACUUACGUGGGCUCAGGAUGGCUUAUUAAGGGCAUGGACCAGGGGCUGCUGGGGAUGUGUCCUGGAGAGAAAAGGAAGAUCAUCAUACCCCCCUUCCUGGCAUAUGGAGAGAAAGGCUAUGGAACUGUGAUCCCUCCUCAGGCUUCUCUCGUUUUCCACGUCCUUCUAAUUGAUGUCCACAAUCCCAAGGACAGCGUCCAGCUGGAGACUCUGCUGCUGCCUCCAGACUGUGGACGGAAAGCUGUAGCAGGGGAUUUCAUGCGAUACCAUUAUAAUGGCUCCCUGAUGGAUGGCACCAUUUUUGACUCCAGCUACUCCAGAAACCACACCUACAAUACUUAUAUAGGGCAGGGUUACAUCAUCCCAGGCAUGGACCAGGGUCUGCAGGGAGUAUGCAUCGGAGAGCUCCGACGAAUCACCAUCCCUCCACACCUCGCCUAUGGAGAAAAUGGAGCUGGAGAUAAGAUCCCUGGCUCAGCAGUGCUGAUCUUUGAUGUCCACGUCAUCGACUUCCACAAUCCGUCUGACACGGUGGAAACUCAGACGAUUUCCAGGCCCAGUGAAGGCUGCAAUGAGACCUCCAGACUAGGGGAUUUUGUACGCUAUCACUAUAACUGCUCCUUGCUGGAUGGAACCAAGCUCUUCUCUUCCCAUGAUUACGGAGAGCCCCAGGAAGCCACUUUGGGGGCUAACAAGGUGAUUGAAGGCCUGAACACUGGCCUUCAGGGCAUGUGUGUGGGAGAGAGAAGACAACUGAUCAUUCCUCCCCACCUGGGACAUGGAGAGAAUGGAGCCCGAGGUGUCCCAGGCAGUGCUGUGCUACUAUUUGAGGUAGAGCUGGUAUCCCGAGAGGAGGGGCUGCCUGAGGGUUACUUGUUUGUGUGGCAUGGGGACCCUCCCGCUAACCUAUAUGAAGACAUGGACCUCAACAAGGAUGGAGAGAUCCCACCUGAGGAGUUCUCCACCUUCAUCAAGACCCAGGUAGCAGAAGGCAAAGGGAAACUCAUGCCUGGGCAGGACCCUGAGAAGACCAUCGGUGAUAUGUUCCAGAACCAGGACCGAAAUCAAGAUGGCAAGAUCACUAUGGAGGAGCUCAAGCUGAAGUCAGAUGAAGACCAGGAGAGAGUUCAUGAAGAGCUCUGAGGGAACUAAAGGACUAGGGGGCCUGGCCUAGAAUGCAAAAUCCGCAGCUGGCAGUGGGACAGACCUCUGAUAUCAGCCCUUCUUCCUCUCUGCUGGGAAGCCUUGGGCUCAUCUGCCAAGUUGUCUUAAGGUGCUAGCUGCUGCCUGGCCUUCCAGCCAACACCAGAUUUAAACUCAAGGUGCAGACCUCCAUUUUAUUCCUUCCUUUAGCCUCCCCUUAGUUAAACUUUUUAAGAAUGAGAACUACUUGGAAGCAGUUUUGGGGGGGUGGGAGGGUAAUUGGUUUCUCUCCUUUGGCAAGAGUGGAGUAGGGGCAGCAGAUACUUCCCUAUCCCUCAUAUACACCUCACCAACACCAGAUAAAUGGGGAUUUUAGGGUGUGGGCUGACCUAUUUUAGAUUGUCUGAACCUCUUCUUGACUUGCUUCCGUCCUUCAACUGUCUCCCCAAACUCCCUGCCUACAUUUUGGGCUACCCAGGAGCAAAAGCAGAAAGCAAUGAGGAGACUCCUUCUAGUCCUCUAGGAAACCGACCUGGUCUGCCCUUCCACUGAAAAAAGAGAGGUGCUGGGGGAGGGGGCAGUUCCAGGAAAGCUAUCCUACCUCACCUACUUCUGCACCAUCCCCUCAGCCUGGAGCUCAGAGGAGCUAAGAUGGCCCCAUAUCUGCUCAUGCUGCAGGACAGGGUUGGGUUCCAUGUGGAUUUGGUUCUGCUACCUUUGUGUGUCUUACUCCCAAGGCCUUGGAAUGUGGCUUUUUUUUUAAAUGAGAAAGGGGGAAAGAAGAAUAAAAGAAUGAAAAGGGUAAGAGGGCAGAGCAAGAGAAACUAUUUAGAUGAGUGUCGUAACUGUAAAAAAAUUGUUCUUGAGAAAUCUGAAAUAUAGGGUCAUCUGGGGUGGGGGAUGUAGAGGGUGAAAUCAAAAGCCAGUUGUAUUUUUUCUUUACAUCAAAUAAAAAUUU
Messenger RNA from Vombatus ursinus (common wombat), 3010 nucleotides. It is a transcript of the gene FKBP10, whose product is annotated as FKBP prolyl isomerase 10. Gene Ontology annotation, molecular function: calcium ion binding; peptidyl-prolyl cis-trans isomerase activity. Lineage: Eukaryota; Metazoa; Chordata; Mammalia; Diprotodontia; Vombatidae. The record is from RefSeq and is a predicted model, not a curated record. The transcript is spliced from 10 exons. The coding region runs from base 313 to 2052 and encodes 579 amino acids.